CAGCGUCACCUUUCGCAUACAGUUGCGGUCGUGACGUCACAGUCCCGCGAGAUGCGAUUUGUGACGCUUAGGUGAGCGGCCGGCUGAAGCCGAGUAGCUGGACAUUCAAAUGGCGUUGCGGGACAUUUAAACAGCAAUUCGGGAGUGCGGGCUGUGUUGAGAAGAGCGGGACAGUUGGGCGGUGAAGUAGAAAUGAAGGUACAUAUGCACACAAAAUUCUGCCUCAUUUGUUUAUUGACCUUCGUAUUCCAUCACUGCAACCAUUGCCAUGAAGAUGUUCAGGAUGACCUUUCCGAUAAAGGCCACGUUCAUAGCCACAGUGACUACCAGAUCUCAGAGCAGCCUUAUCUUAAGGAUGGUGCCCUAGAGUUAUCGACUGACCAGUACACAGCACCAGAUGCUGAGCAUGAGCAAAAGUACUACAUUGAAAAACUUUUCUUUCAUUAUGGGGACAAUGGAAGGCUGUCUUUUAAAGGGCUGGAGGAGCUCUUGGAGAAUUUAGGUCUUGGAGAGGUUAAAGUUGUUGAAAUUGUUCACGAAGAUAUUGGUCAUGAUCAUGUUUCCCAUCUGGACAUUUUAGAUUUACAAGAAAAAAAGCAUACUCACUUGCAUGAUACGUUGCAUUCCCAUGCUCACAGUGAUGCAGAUAAUGAAACCAAGAGUACAGAUUCCAUAAGAGAUGCUCAUACAUGUGAAGAAAGAAAAGCAGAAUCCCAUAUACAUAAGAAAUCACACGGUACCACUGAGCACCAUCAUCACCAUCAUAGGCAUAAUGGGACACACCAUUCUCAUAACAUUUCCAGUUCACACAACCAUUCAGUAAGUGGUGUAGAAUAUAAAGGACACAGUAAAGACCUGCAAAUUGGUUUAAACUCCACUCGUGAUAGCACUGAAAGAAUGGCACACAAACACAAGGGAAAACAGAAAAGAAAGAAACAUGGUGAGACAACUGCAGGUUCUGUAUCAGAGGUUGUAUUUCAUCAUGAACACGACGAAACACAUGAGCAUAACCAUGUUCACAAAUCAGACACCACUCAGGGUUCCUCUCCUCUCCAUGAACAUUCAAAUGAUGAUAUCGGGGACCAUGAAUCAGAAUAUCACCUGGGGGCUGAAAACAGGACAAAAAGGGAAGCCCCACAUGACCAUCACAGCUCGAAAAAUCACGACAUGCUUUCAGCUGAGAAUCAUAAGGAGCACGGAGAGAACCUUCAUGAACACGAUGAGUGCUUGAACAUCACUCAGCUGCUUCAUUAUUAUGGCAUGAAUUCCAAUUCUCCAAUUUCACCUGAUCAGUUUGCAUAUCUCUGCCCAGCUCUGGUAUAUCAGAUUGAUAGGAGGCUUUGCAUUAAACAUUUUUCGGAUUUGCAAGUGGAGAAUGUGGAGAAGAGUAAAGGCGGAGCUUCCGCCUGGAUCUGCGGCCUGAUCUCAAUCACUGUAAUAAGCUUGCUCUCAUUACUGGGUGUUAUAUUGAUCCCCAUCAUUAACCAAGGCUGCUUCAAGUAUCUUCUCAACUUCCUAGUUGCUUUAGCUGUGGGAACACUCAGCGGAGAUGCCCUGCUUCAUCUGCUACCUCAUUCACAAGGGGGUCAUGACCACGGCACAGAAGCCACUGAUCACGAUCACAAUCAUGAAUCUCUACAUACUGAAGGGCAGUCUUUUUUGAGCGAGUAUGACGGUGUUAUGAAGGGUCUUGUUGCUUUGGGUGGAAUUUAUCUCUUGUUCAUUGUGGAGCACUGCAUGUGGAUGUUUAAACAUUACAAGGAAAGAAUGGGGAAGCGAAAGUGGCUGAAGAGAAAGCAGAAAGUAGAUGAGUCUGCAGUUGGCAGAAAAUUAUCUGAUCACAGCUCAAAUCGGAGGUCGGAUGCUGAAUGGCUUCAGCUAAAACCUUUAGAAGGGAUGCAAGAUUCUGUUGCUUCUGAAAACCAACAACUGAAUCAGACAGAAAUGACAUAUGUAGAAAAUGUUCUGCAGUCCCCAAUGAAAGGUUUUGUUCCAGCGGAUGAAAGAACAGCACAUGUCAACAAUGAUGGCUCCCAUUAUGAUGAUGACCAUAGCCUGCAAGAUGGACAGUAUGAGAAUAAUCACGAAAAGAUGGAGGUGCCAAAGAAACACAAUCAUAACAAACAUUCCCAUCACUCCCAUGGCCACUGCCAUUCUGGAAAAGAUAUGAAGGACACUGGCAUUGCUAGUAUAGCUUGGAUGGUUAUUAUGGGAGAUGGCAUGCAUAACUUCAGUGAUGGCUUAGCCAUAGGUGCUGCAUUCAGUGCUGGGAUAACAGGAGGCAUCAGUACCUCAGUAGCUGUAUUCUGUCAUGAGCUGCCCCAUGAAUUAGGGGACUUUGCUGUUCUCCUGAAGGCUGGCAUGACUGUAAAUCAAGCAAUUGUGUACAAUCUUCUGUCUGCAAUGAUGGCUUACGUAGGGAUGCUCAUUGGAACAGCAGUUGGACAGUAUGCCAAUAAUAUCACCCUUUGGGUUUUUGCCGUUACAGCAGGCAUGUUUCUGUAUGUAGCGCUAGUGGACAUGCUUCCAGAAAUGCUCCACGGAGAUGGGGAACAUGAAGAAAACGGACACUGCGCAAUUGGACAGUUUAUCUUGAAAAACGUGGGACUCCUCCUGGGUUUUACCAUCAUGCUGCUCAUUGCCCUGUAUGAAGAUAAAAUAGUGCUAGACAUUCAGUUCUGAUUCUCCGUUGUACCUUCUGUGAGUCAUUUGUAAAACACAUCUCUGUUGGCUGCUUGCUAUGUACAGACAUUGUUGCAGAACAUCAGACUCGUUCAUGUGACUAGUAUCCAGAAGGUACAGCUACACUUGCUAGUUGUAAGGGGGAACUCUGAAGUGCUUGCCCACAGGCUCCAUAGACAUAUACUGUCACACCACAGGUUUUAUAUCAAGUAAUGGCCCCAGUACAUGGAAACAGUUGGCCAGAGAUGCUUGAGAUAUUGGUUCUUUCCGGCAUAUGUUGCAUUGCUUUCCUUACAUAUGGUACAAGGCUGUUCCCUUUUCUUUCCAAAGGUCUAAUUAUUAUUAUCACUCUCUGGGCAUUAAUAGGUUAGGGCUUAUUAGUUUGAUUAGCAGUGUUAAAGGGUAAGUAAAUCUUGUAUGCAGUAAGUGUCAUGUAUUGUAGUAACACUUGCAAUAUAUGUGCAUGAAUGGUAUUUCUUCUAUUAGCCCUGCAGCAUGACUAUUGGCAGUUGGCAAGUGACAGUUGAAUGGCUGCUAGAAUGAGCAGGGUGCUUGCCACCAAAACAUUCACUUUCUCAAGCUUAGACCGCAGUAGGUUAUCCUAUAGAAACAAGUGUAUGCAAACAGCACAUGCUGCUAAGUUCACAUACAGGGCAACAUACUAGAGAUUCCAUUACAAGCUUUACUGGCCUUUUAAAUACUUUUUUUUAACUCCCUGUUAUGUAUAAUUAGGAGCAUUUCAUGUUUCAUUUUGACGACUUUAUAAACAAGUAUCCUUGGUACUAGCACAAAGUCCAGUUCAUUUAGCAUAUUGUUUUACAUGUAAAGAAUGACUGUAUAGAAUCUGUGCAUAAAGUUGUGUCCAAUGCUCCACAAAGUCCUCCCAGAAGGGGGAACGGGUUCUAAAGUGGGAGCUUCUGCGUAUGCUUUGCUCUUCUGAAUGAUUGGCUUAGGUUUAAACAGGCAUCAUAUAAUGUGCUGCUAAAAAGAAACCUUAAUGCAGGGAUCCCCAACCUUUU
This is a messenger RNA of Xenopus laevis (African clawed frog), 3701 nucleotides long. It is a transcript of the gene slc39a10.L, whose product is annotated as solute carrier family 39 member 10 L homeolog. NCBI's taxonomy places the organism in Eukaryota, Metazoa, Chordata, Amphibia, Anura, Pipidae. The record is from RefSeq and is a predicted model, not a curated record. Gene Ontology annotation, cellular component: plasma membrane; membrane. The transcript has 10 exons. Gene Ontology annotation, biological process: metal ion transport; bicarbonate transport; zinc ion import across plasma membrane. The coding region runs from base 193 to 2682 and encodes 829 amino acids. Gene Ontology annotation, molecular function: monoatomic cation:bicarbonate symporter activity; metal ion transmembrane transporter activity; zinc ion transmembrane transporter activity.